UACUUUCGGGCAUCUGGGAGAGCCGGGGUGGUUGAUGCAAUCAUAUGUAAUGAUAUUUGUUUCCUCAUAAUUAUAUGUGAAUUUUUCUGUCGGUUUCAUAUCUAGAGUUUGAUUACAACCCAAUGGCUGACAGUGACAAGGCUGGGGAUACCAGCACACCCCAGGAGGCGGGUGGUGACUCGCUACCACGUGUCAAGAGUGAGAAGGAACUGAAGAAAGAGAAAGCAAAGCAAGAAAAGCUGGCAAAGUUUCAAGCCAAGCAAGAGAAACUAGCAGCUCAGAAACAACAGACGAAAAAGGAGGGAGAGCAGAAAAAGAAAGACACAGGAAAAGAAAAAGUAAAAGUGACUUAUGAUAUUCCUACAAAGCCUGGAGAAAAGAAGGAUGUCAAAGCUUCCAUGCCAGACGCCUACAGUCCCCAGUAUGUGGAGGCAGCUUGGUAUGACUGGUGGGUCCAGUCUGGGUUCUUCAAACCAGAGUAUGGGGGCAGAGACCUGACAAAGUUGAAGCCUGAAGAGAAGUUUAUGAUGGUUAUUCCACCUCCUAAUGUGACUGGGUCCCUGCAUUUAGGUCAUGCCCUUACUAAUGCUGUGGAGGAUUGUAUUGCUCGAUGGCAGAGAAUGAAAGGAAAAGUUGUUUUGUGGAACCCAGGUUGUGACCACGCUGGUAUUGCCACACAAGUCGUGGUGGAGAAAAAGUUGAAGCGAGAGAUGGGAAAGUCCAGACAUGACCUCGGGAGGGAGGCAUUUGUGGAGCAUGUGUGGAAGUGGAAAAAUGAAAAAGGAGAUAGAAUUUAUCAUCAGCUUAAAAAGUUGGGAGGAUCUUAUGACUGGGAUAGAGCUUGCUUUACAAUGGACCCAAAAUUGUAUCGUGCUGUAACUGAAUCAUUUGUCCGAUUACACGAUGAUGGAUUCAUCUACAGAAGUGUACGACUCGUGAACUGGUCGUGUGCUCUGAAUUCUGCCAUAUCUGAUAUUGAGGUGGAGAAAAAAGAAUUAAAUGGCAAAACCAUGCUUGCUGUACCUGGCUACAAAGAGAAAGUAGAGUUUGGAGUGCUGGUGUCUUUCGCUUAUCCUGUGGAAGGAUCAGAUGAGAAGAUCAUUGUAGCCACCACUCGUAUUGAGACCAUGUUGGGAGACACAGCUGUGGCGGUACAUCCAGACGAUGAUCGUUAUAAACAUCUACACGGAAAGACAGUGCGACACCCACUGGUGGACAGAGUUCUCCCGAUUGUGGCGGAUAGCUUUGUGGACAUGGCGUUCGGAACAGGUGCUGUAAAAAUCACACCCGCCCAUGAUGUGAAUGAUUAUGAAGUCGGUGUGAGACAUAACUUGCCAUUUAUUACCAUUAUUGAUGACAAUGGAAACAUUACAAAUGACUGUGGAGAAUUUUCUGGAAUGAAGAGGUUCCAGGCCAGAAAGGCUGUCCUACAGGCUCUGAAACAGAAGGGUCUCUACAUAGAAACAAAGGACAAUCCUAUGGUGGUACCAACCUGCAGUCGAUCUAAAGACAUCAUUGAGCCCUUAUUGAAGCCCCAGUGGUAUGUGAAGAUGGAGAAGAUGUCUGAAGAUGCAGUAAAGGUUGUGAGAAAUGGAGAACUCAAAAUUAUACCAGAGAUGCACAAGAAAACAUGGUACAACUGGUUGGAAAACAAUAGAGAUUGGUGUAUAUCUCGACAGCUGUGGUGGGGACACAGAAUUCCGGCCUAUUUUGUGAAAGUGGAGGAUCCCUCUGUACCAUCAGGAGAGGAUACAGAUGACAAGUAUUGGGUGUCGGGGAGAGAUGAAGAGGAAGCAAAGGAAAAAGCUGCAGCCAGAUUCAACGUCCCCAAGGACAAAAUAUCUCUAAAACAAGAUGAGGAUGUACUGGACACAUGGUUUUCCUCUGGCAUAUUUCCUUUCUCCAUAUUUGGAUGGCCUGACAAUACAGUAGAGUUGGAAGCCUUCUACCCUGGAACUCUGUUGGAGACGGGACAUGAUAUUCUCUUCUUCUGGGUGGCCAGGAUGGUGAUGAUGGGACAGCAGCUGAUGGGAAAACUCCCAUUCCAAGAGGUGUACUUACAUGCCAUGGUCAGAGAUGCUCAUGGAAGAAAGAUGUCAAAGUCCCUUGGUAAUGUUAUAGAUCCCCUGGAUGUCAUCUAUGGCAUAACACUGGAGGAAUUGCAUGAGCGUUUACUGGAUGGAAAUUUGGAAGGAAAGGAGGUUGAAAAAGCCAAGGCAGGACAGAAAGCAGAUUAUCCACAAGGAAUACCAGAAUGUGGAACAGAUGCCCUCCGUUUUGCCUUGGUGGCUUAUACUUCACAAGGUCGGGAUAUAAAUCUGGAUGUGCUUCGGGUACAGGGUUACAGAUUUUUUUGCAAUAAACUUUGGAAUGCAACAAAGUUUGCAUUGACAGCAUUAGGUCAGGAUUUCAAACCUGAUACCUCUUUUCAGUUUAGUGGCAAAGAGAAGGAAAUGGAUGUUUGGAUCGUGAGCCGUCUCAGCCUUGCUGUAGAACUAUCAAACACAGGAUUUGAGAAUUAUGACUUCCAAUCAGCCACUACAGCAUGCUAUAACUUCUGGUUGUAUGAACUCUGUGACUGGUAUCUGGAGUACAUGAAGCCUGUGAUCUAUGGAUCAGAUGAAGAAGCCAAGAAAGUCACCAGAAAUAUUUUGUACACAUGUCUUGAUGGAGGCUUAAGACUGCUGCAUCCUUUCAUGCCCUUCAUUACAGAAGAGCUCUACCAGCGGUUACCACGGAGAACAGAGGGCUGCCCACCCAGCCUGUGUGUAACCUCCUACCCUGAGGCAAAGAAUUACUCCUUCAGAAAUACAAAAGUUGAAGGGGAGGUGGAGUUUGUACAAAACAUUGUGAAGUCUCUACGUUCUACGAGAUCUGACUAUUUACUUACUGGAAAAGACAAAGCAGAGGUGUACAUCAAGUGUGCAGAUGACCAGACAGCAGAUAUAGUACGGCCCCACGAGACUCUGAUACAGGCCACCACCAGUUCCAGUGCUGUCCAUGUAGUCACCACCCAGGAACCACCAGAGGGCUGUGCCAUUCAGAGUGUGUCCAUCAACUGUCAAACCUAUCUCAUGCUGAAGGGAUUGAUUGAUUUUGAAAAAGAGAAGGUGAAGUUGGAGGGUAAAAAAGAAAAGUUAGUGGCACAGUUGACCAAACUUCAAGAUUCCACUGCUGUUCCAGGGUAUGAGGAAAAAGUGCCAGAAAAAGUCCGCACACAAAACACAGAGAAGAUGAAUGAAAUCAAUAUUGAAGUGGAGAAAGUCACUGAAGCUAUUGCAACCAUCUCUAAGCUACAAUGAAAGAACAUGUCAAAACUUGGUCAAUUAUUUGACAUUUUUAUUUGUGAUCACCCUGUUACCUUUUCCAUUAUUUAUUGUACAAUGACUGAAAGACAAGGACACGGUCCAAACACUGAGUGAAAACAUUGAAUUUGGAGAGGGAGAUUGAUUGGACAAGUUAUAAUGUAACAGAAACCAUAAAUGUAGAGCUUGUGAUAAUAAAUGUCUGGAUUUAUA
Magallana angulata is the source of this 3518-nucleotide messenger RNA. Its product is annotated as valine--tRNA ligase-like. Gene Ontology annotation, molecular function: ATP binding; valine-tRNA ligase activity; aminoacyl-tRNA deacylase activity. Gene Ontology annotation, biological process: valyl-tRNA aminoacylation. Gene Ontology annotation, cellular component: cytosol. The transcript has 27 exons. Bases 123 to 3302 code for a protein of 1059 amino acids. The record is from RefSeq and is a predicted model, not a curated record. Lineage: Eukaryota; Metazoa; Mollusca; Bivalvia; Ostreida; Ostreidae.